CCGCCGGGUUGCACAAUGGGGCUGCUGGUGGCGUGGACGCUGCGGGUGGCUGCCUUGUCCCAGCUCGUCCUCAGCCCGGGGAGCAGCGCCGCAGGUGCAAAAUGGAAACAUUUCAUCGACCAGAUUGACAGAGCAGUGGAGGGCUACAGACUAUGUAUAAGGGAGAAUUGCAGCUGCUACCAAAGUGUUAGGGAGCAGGACUUGGCUCCCUUUCAAGGAGGCAUCUCCAAGGAGCUGCUGUCCGAUGUCGUUAGCCGGAAGCUUGGGACGCACUACCAGAUCAUCAAGAACAAGUUAUACCGUGAGCAUGACUGCAUGUUCCCUGCUAGAUGUAAUGGGGUCGAACAUUUCAUUCUGGAGAUCAUCGGCCGCCUCCCGGACAUGGAGAUGGUGAUCAAUGUGCGAGAUUACCCCCAGGUCCCCAAGUGGAUGAAGCCAGUCAUCCCAGUAUUCUCCUUCAGCAAGACUUCUGAGUACCAUGAUAUCAUGUAUCCUGCCUGGACGUUUUGGGAAGGGGGACCAGCUGUUUGGCCAAUUUACCCGACAGGUCUUGGGCGCUGGGACUUAAUGAGAGAGGACCUCCGAAGAUCUGCAGAAAAAUGGCCGUGGAAGAAAAAAAUCUCCAAAGGAUAUUUUCGAGGAUCCAGAACAAGUCCUGAGAGGGAUCCCCUCAUUGUUCUGUCUCGAGAGAACCCAGAACUCGUCGAUGCUGAGUACACUAAAAACCAGGCCUGGAAAUCUGAAAAAGACACUCUUGGGAAACCGCCUGCGAAGGAAAUUCCUCUGGUCGAUCACUGCAAAUACAAAUACCUGUUUAAUUUCCGGGGGGUAGCAGCCAGUUUCCGCUUCAAACACCUCUUCUUGUGUGGCUCAUUAGUCUUUCACGUAGGGGAAGAGUGGCUGGAGUUCUUCUACCCACAGCUGAAGCCUUGGGUACAUUACAUCCCAGUCAAACCAGACCUCUCUGAUGUCAGGGAGCUGUUGCAGUUUGUGAAGGAAAAUGAUGAUGUAGCACAAGAAAUUUCAGAGAGGGGGCACCAGUUCAUCAUGGACCACUUGCAGAUGGAGGAUGUCUCUUGUUACUGGGAGACUCUGCUGACUGAAUACUCUAAAGCUCUGACUUACAAAGUUAAGAGGAGGAAAAACUAUGAUGAGAUUGUCUCCAAACACUUGAAAACAGAACUUUAAAACCAUUGUGAUUCUCUUUCCAAUUCAAGGCCUGGGACUGGUGGUCACUGAA
Messenger RNA from Emys orbicularis (European pond turtle), 1240 nucleotides. It is a transcript of the gene POGLUT1, whose product is annotated as protein O-glucosyltransferase 1. Bases 16 to 1188 code for a protein of 390 amino acids. Gene Ontology annotation, cellular component: endomembrane system. NCBI's taxonomy places the organism in Eukaryota, Metazoa, Chordata, Testudines, Emydidae. Gene Ontology annotation, biological process: protein O-linked glycosylation; positive regulation of Notch signaling pathway. The record is from RefSeq and is a predicted model, not a curated record. Gene Ontology annotation, molecular function: UDP-glucosyltransferase activity; UDP-xylosyltransferase activity. The transcript is spliced from 11 exons.